CCGCACACGGCAGCGUUUUCAAAAACAAAAAGUUGAACAGUGCGGAGUGGUUUCAUUUUAAAACUCCCCAAAUCCAAUUAAGUGCUAAUCGAUCAACGGAAUCUCCACCAUGGAUUUGGACGAAUGUUAUGACCACGUGCUAACCCUGGUCGCUAGUGCAGGCAGCCUGAUCGCAGCAAGGAAUUCCGAGCGCAAACGGGUGGUCGAAAAGUCCAGCAACAUCGAUCUGCUUACCGAAACCGACCAGCAGGUAGAGCGGCUGCUGAUGCAGGGCAUUAGCGACAAAUACCCGGACCACAGAUUCAUCGGAGAGGAAGAAACGAGCGAGGGCAAGAAGGCCGAACUGACCGAUGCACCGACCUGGAUUAUCGAUCCGGUCGACGGAACGAUGAACUUUGUGCACAGCUUCCCACAUUCCUGCAUCUCGAUUGCGCUGCUGGUGGAGAAACGGGCCGAGAUUGCCAUCAUCUACAAUCCCAUCGUUGGCCAGAAGUUUACGGCGCGCCGGGGUGCCGGAGCGUUCCUGAACGGUCAACCGAUCCGUGUGUCCGGUGAGACGCGCCUAGCGUACGCACUGGCAACCACCGAGUUUGGGACGAGCCGUGAAGAAGAGAAGACGACCGUGGUGCUCGAGAACAUUGGCAAGCUUAUCCGGAAGGUGCACGGCAUGCGAAGCCUGGGAUCGGCUGCACUCAACAUGGCCAUGGUGGCACUCGGUGGUGCGGACUUCAACUACGAGUUCGGCAUUCAUGCCUGGGAUAUUGCGGCGGGCGAUCUGUUGGUACGCGAAGCGGGCGGUGUCUGUAUCGAUCCGGCCGGUGGACCACUGGAUCUGAUGUCACGCCGUGUGCUGUGUGCCAGCACGCAACAGUUGGCCGACCAGGUGGUAUCCGAACUAACCCAGUACUAUCCGCAACCGAGAGACUAAACUGAUCGGACGAUCUGCUGAGCUUCCCUGUACUUACCGUUACCUCCUGCUACCGAUGUGCAAUACCCGGUCCCCCUUUCUAUUCUUAUGCUAGAACAUGAUCCCUUUUAUGUGCAAUAAAUGGUUCGAAACAUACGAAUCGGUCGGUCUGAUUG
This is a messenger RNA of Anopheles aquasalis, 1083 nucleotides long. Its product is annotated as inositol monophosphatase 1-like. The record is from RefSeq and is a predicted model, not a curated record. Gene Ontology annotation, biological process: phosphatidylinositol phosphate biosynthetic process; inositol metabolic process; signal transduction. Gene Ontology annotation, molecular function: inositol monophosphate 1-phosphatase activity. Lineage: Eukaryota; Metazoa; Arthropoda; Insecta; Diptera; Culicidae.